GUUUGAAGUUUUGGGGGAACGAUCUCGAGAUGGUACCAGAAGAUGAAGACAAGGACCUCAAACUCCAGGCAUUUGUGAAAAACGGAACAUCUGAGCCAAUACAGUCUGCCCCAAGGCCAUCAUAUUUGAGUGCAAAAAACUACGUUUUCUUCUUGGGUCGACAGGUGGCAAAGGAGCGUGGGUUAGAGGUUUCUGAAACGACCGUAAGUGAGAACGAGAGUUUCAUUGUUGAGUUGCCAAAGUUGUGCGACCUCUUGAGGAAAUUGAAAGAUGAUUUACGAAGCGAUUAUGAAAAUUUUCUAGAAGAAUUUGUGAGCGAGCCACAAAAUGGGGUCAUGCUACUAUUAGAGCUGUUGAAGAUCUGUCAUGGACGCCAAUCAAACCAGGAGAGAAAUAAAUCUGUGCGGAAUCAGGAGCGACAAACUAUUCUCAAAAAAGCUCUGUCUGAUGAAUACGACAGCUUACUUUGUUUGAAACUUUCAGUACAGCUUCAUAAAGCCGUAAUCAGCAUCACUGAACACUACAGUGGACUUUCCAUUCUGGCUUCAUGUAUAAUGAGUAAUUUCACUAAGUCUCGAGUGGUGGCGCUUGAAAUUUUGGGCAAAGUUUGCGAUGUCUGUCCCGAAGGUUACAUCAAAAUCCUGGAAGCGAUGUCGUCGGUGAAACUAAUCUUUGGAGAAUCUGUAAGAUUCAAGUUUCUAGUGUCCAUGUUAAUGGGAAGUGGGAAGACUGCCCAGGGCUUUGAGAGGGUGACGCUCCAGUUUCUAAAUACGCUACUUAACAGAUGUCCGAGGCCAGCUGAGAGAGUUAGGCUACAGUGUGAACUAGAAGAGGCUGGGCUCAAUAUUGAUAUUUUGGAAAAGAAGCUGGAAAUGAAAAACACGCCACCUAAUGAUGAAGUUUGGAAAGAAACUCGUAAAUGGAAAGAUAAUUACUUGGAUGUACAAGCAACGAUGAAGGAAAACCACACGAUAUCGUCAUUAAACUCUAAUCUACAGCAUGAGGUUAUAUUGUUGAGGAGUGCUAUAAUGAAUCUGGAGGAAGACAAUAUGAGACUUAUGCAGAUAGAAGGCGAGAAUACAAAGACAAUGACUAAAGCUGAUGACAGUGACGACAGUGAUUUCAUAACCACAGAUUCUGGUCGUCACAGUUUCCAAACUGAAGAUGAAAAUGACCGACCAGAAAACGAAGAAAUACUGAUUGACAUUCCUACGAUCCGCCCACCUGCGGGCUUUCGAUCCCCAACAGAAGAGGAUUGUCUCAGUGAGGACCAAGAACCCCACAACUUCAUUCGAGAGGUGGAUCCUCUCGUAUCGAAUGUGGAUUUGGGCCUUGACUGGAGUUACCCCAAAAUACCCCAAGUCAAGAUUAUACCUUAUACACAGACUUUUUCUAGGAAUAGUGAACUAGUCAUGAGAAGAUCAGCCGACAAAAACACAGACUUUGUAAAUGGAGAAAUGAAGUAUUCUCAAAACAAUGACAAUUUCGAAAAAAAAAACUAG
Messenger RNA from Limulus polyphemus (Atlantic horseshoe crab), 1502 nucleotides. RefSeq lists its product as uncharacterized. Gene Ontology annotation, biological process: cortical actin cytoskeleton organization; cell migration; regulation of cell shape. Gene Ontology annotation, cellular component: cytosol. The annotation marks the transcript as partial. NCBI's taxonomy places the organism in Eukaryota, Metazoa, Arthropoda, Merostomata, Xiphosura, Limulidae. The transcript is spliced from 12 exons. The record is from RefSeq and is a predicted model, not a curated record. Gene Ontology annotation, molecular function: actin filament binding; small GTPase binding.